AUGGUCAAGGUCAAGGUCAAGGUCAAUCCAGACGACCCGAGAAAGCCGUCUAGGAAAGAAACUGCUUCACCACGAUUGGGUGAUAGUGACGAGGGUGUGUCUCGACCAGAACCGGCGGGUGACGAUAUUUCAUCUCAAGUCAAUGAUUAUAGUCAACAUAGACAAAGACGAGGAUCAGAUCCAGUGACAGAGCCAGACUCAGAGUCAAAAUCAGACCACAGAGAUGCACAAGAUGUUGAUAUCGAGAUCACUCUAGUGUCACAUCCGCUUGCUCCAGCUUCCCCGGCCUCAGAAACUCUCCCGGCUCUGCGCAGAUGGCUGAGUCAAAUUCUCGACGAUGCAGCUGCCCAAGGAGACGCGGUGACAUUGAUGGGCGAUAGUAGUGGCGGCAAUCUCGCGCCGAGUCUGGGGUUUUGGGCCGUUGAGAAUUACCACGCCACGACUUCCACGGACAACAAUCCGGACAGGGUUCGCACACACCAAGCGGAACAGACAGAUCAGGAUGUCAACUUUCCAUUGGCUUCACUGAUCUGCAUAUCUCCUCCGGUGGACAUGCGAAAUAUAAACCCUUGCAUUUCCGAAUCCAAUAAACACGAUCCCGUCCUGACCAUGGAGUUGACCUCGCGGGUUGCCCGGGACUGGACGGCAGAUACCACCCCUUCUUCUCCGUCGACGAAGGCAUCGUCAGUCUCAGCUGCGCCUCGCAUGUUUGUGCCGUUCUCUGCCGAGGACCCUAGCACUUCGCCGUUGUUGAUACCAGUUUCGGCCUUCCAUAUGUUGAAGCAGAGAGGCGUGGCUAGUCAUGGUGUGAUAGGCACACAUGAUGUGCUCGCUCCAGAUGCGUUGGAGUUCAUGCGACGCUGCGAAAGUCUUGAGGUCGUGGGCCGGUGGCUGGUGUGGGAGGGACAUAUGCAUUGUUUCCCACUCGCGUGUGGAUGGAGGAGGCUUGGAUUGAGACAAGGACGAGAGGGCAGGGGCUUUGUAGUAAGCCUGCUCAAGGACGACGCGGCAGGCUGCUGA
Messenger RNA from Capronia coronata CBS 617.96, 1020 nucleotides. RefSeq lists its product as uncharacterized. The transcript has a single exon. Gene Ontology annotation, molecular function: hydrolase activity. NCBI's taxonomy places the organism in Eukaryota, Fungi, Ascomycota, Eurotiomycetes, Chaetothyriales, Herpotrichiellaceae. The record is from RefSeq and is a predicted model, not a curated record. Bases 1 to 1020 code for a protein of 339 amino acids.